Messenger RNA from Aspergillus terreus NIH2624, 1890 nucleotides. RefSeq lists its product as uncharacterized. The transcript has 2 exons. Lineage: Eukaryota; Fungi; Ascomycota; Eurotiomycetes; Eurotiales; Aspergillaceae. The coding region runs from base 1 to 1890 and encodes 629 amino acids. The record is from RefSeq and is a predicted model, not a curated record.
AUGACCAAGGCUAAUCUCGAGCAGGACUCUGCUGUGAAGCGCGGCAAGCGCCCACAGAGAGAACCCUCCGGCCUCAAUGAAGACUCAUUGAGGGACCAGGACAAUGAAGAGGACAUUGGUCCGAUUCAUUCCCUGACUUCUCGGAAACGACGUCGUCGGGUCAUUGUUGACUCCGAUGACGACUCCGAAGAAGAGGCCGGCCCGUCAAUGCUGAAGGGUCCUUCGGUGGUUGAUAAAGUUCUUCCCUCUGUAGAGGGCAACGAACUCGGGCUGGAUGACUAUGACGAGAUUGAUGCCAUUCUGGACUUUCAACUCGAUAUUGUCGAUGACAUCGGUGAAGUUGGGGACGAUGAAUUCAUCCCCGGUCCCGAUGACAUUGAAGAGGGUGAUGACGACUCCGAGGAGGUUGUACUUCCAACGACUAGUCCCACUCCCCCCACCCAGGUGAAUGACAGAUUUGCACAGAUAUUGCGCGACGUCGUCACCCGCUUAGUGGAAUGGGCAAAGGGUCACGACUUUUAUAAGUUGGACCCAAAGGACAGACCCAUGACCUUUGGUUAUUGGACUCUGCUGUGCCGGGUGUCUGUCGACUUCCUGGUCUCCUUAUAUUUGCCCGCGAUACCUAUCCAGGUUCAAGACCUUAUUGCGAAAAGCGAAUGGUCACUUGAGGACUUUGCGUCCUUUCCACGGGUGGGAUCAGAUAAACGCCAGGGCAUCUAUGGUGAUUUUGCCAAGGGUGCACUGCGUGGGCCUUCAGACAUGGAUGUCUAUGUUGGUUCAGCGCGUCGUCUGAAACCUCGGACUGGCUGUCAUACGAAUCUGGCCGAGAACUACACGGUUCAGACUCUGCCUGAUCGCCAUAAGAGAAGCUUCCAUUAUCGGCAGAUCUGUCGAGAGGGAGUGGAGGUGGAUUUCCGGAGGUGUGCAGCCUUCGGGACACCAAUUCCGGGGGGAUAUUUGUUGUUGUUGGAGGGGAUCUUUAUGAUCCUCUUCGACACGUAUCAAUAUCCUGGAUACGUUUCGGCCUGGGCCACACGGUCGUCGUAUCGACUGGUUAAGGAGAUCAGAGAAUCUCUGAAUCUUCCAUCAGUUCCUUGGCGUGGGAUGAACGCGGCUUGGCCGCUGCGACAGGGUUUCUAUAACGAAGUCGCAAGGUCCAUGUCACAGUGCUGUAACCCGGCCUGUGAUAAGAUGACCUAUCCCGAAGCGUUGCGUCCAGAAGGUGCGCCCAAAUACGUACGCCAGAAUGGAAAUCCGGGCGAUCCCCUUGGCCCAUAUCUCUGCGACUUUUGCGGUAGAUACCGGGAGUGGCACAAGGGGAAACUCCCAGAUGCUGAGGUGCUUGCAAAGGUUGCAGCACGCAAGGCUGCUCGGGAGGCUGCGGGAGGGGGUUCAGACGUGCCCUGUGCAGACUGUGGUCGGUUGGAGUCCCAGCUACCACUGCAUCGCAGUGUUCUAAGGGAUGGGCGGGUAGUCCAUUACCAGCGAACAUUCCGGAUCCAUGGAAAGCUCCCUGGAAAGCUUCUGUGUGAGGCUUGUUGGUUUUUCUUCGAUAAAAAUGGAAGAAUGCGAACACCCAAGGAGCGAGAGCAGUUACUCGCCGUUCAAACAUCUGUCGCCAUUCGGGAGGCAGGUGGUGAACUUUUAUGCGAGAAUCAACACUGCAAGGCCCCAGAGGUAGCAGGCCAGCGUCACCAUAUUGCAAAUAGUGCAACUGGCCAAUCGUCUGUGGUAACAGCGAUUGCGGGAAUGUCGAAGCGCCUAAUGCGAGUAAUUCGACUAGACACCGAGUUAACGAGGAGCUCGGUGUCGUUCUAUGCAGUAAGUGUCAAAGGCGCAGGUUGCCCAGCGCCAGGGCAGCGUCCAGUACCUAGGUCUUGUAAGAUUUAG